Molecule: messenger RNA, 1107 nt
Organism: Setaria italica (foxtail millet)
Lineage: Eukaryota; Viridiplantae; Streptophyta; Magnoliopsida; Poales; Poaceae
Product: protein MEI2-like 7
Exons: 4
Coding region: 1-1107 (368 amino acids)
Molecular function (GO): nucleic acid binding
Source: RefSeq, a predicted model, not a curated record
AUGGCCGCGACGAAGCUCAACCCGGCCGCGCCGCCGUUCCCGUGCCCCUACGGGCUCCACCUCGCCCCGCCGGCGCCGCCCCCGUUCCCGCCCGUCGACGCCGCCUGCCCGCCGCAGUUCCCCUUCAUCACCUACUGCUGCGUCGCCGCCCCUCCCGCCGGCCACAUCGGCUUCUGCUUCCCCGUCCAGCCGCCCUCCUCCCCGCCGGCCGUCUGCAAGGGCGGCGUCCCCGCGGCGGCGGCGGCGGUGCACGGCCGCCCGCCGCACAAGCUCAUGGCGGCGUUCUCCGGACUCGGCGGCGCGGGGAAGCGGCAGGCCGCGGCUGCCGUGGCCGUGAAGCCGUGGCAGGGACCCACACCCGACGCCGCAGCACCGCCUGCCCUGGUGCCGGCGGCUGGGCCGCGCAAGCCGCGGGCGGCGCGGCGGAAGGCUGAGAGGAGCGUGGCCAAGGCCAAGUCCAAGACCAAGGCGCCACGGCCCCGGAAAGCGGCCGGCCCGCGCGCGCGCGCCGCCGCGAAGGCGCAGCGGGAGAGCUCGCCGCCGCCGCCUCAGUACACGACGAGGCGGCCGCGGUGGUGGAAGAGACUGCCGGAGCCGGCGGUCGGUUGGAUCACCAACACUGUCAUGCUCCGCAACAUCCCCAACAAGCUGAGGAGUAGCGACAUGAUCUCCUUGCUCGACCAGCACUGCAAGCUCGUGAACACGGCCGCCGGCGCCGUCGUCUCCGCGUACGACGUUCUCUACCUGCCGAUGGAUUUCAGGCGGGGUUGCAACUUCGGCUACGCGUUCAUCAACUUCACCACCACGGCGGCGUCCCGCAUGCUCUACUACUCCCUGCAGGGGUCCGGCUGGACGGUGCACGGCUCCAAGAAGGUGAUCCAGAUCGUCCCGGCCAAGAUCCAGGGCCAGGCGAAGCUGGUGCGUCACCUCAAGCAGCUGAAGCUGGAGUGCGAGGACGAGUUCCUCCCGGCCGUCUUCUCGCCGCCGCGCGACGGUGUCACCGCCGGCGGCAUCGUCCAGCGCCUCGGCAGGCUCGCCCGGCGUCCGGCCACGACGACGGCGCCAGCGCGCGCCGCUGCAGCGACGCCGGCGCCCAAGGAGCAGUGA